Molecule: messenger RNA, 2961 nt
Organism: Hemiscyllium ocellatum (epaulette shark)
Lineage: Eukaryota; Metazoa; Chordata; Chondrichthyes; Orectolobiformes; Hemiscylliidae
Gene: tmc1
Product: transmembrane channel-like 1
Exons: 20
Coding region: 1-2961 (986 amino acids)
Biological process (GO): vestibular reflex; detection of mechanical stimulus involved in sensory perception of sound
Cellular component (GO): plasma membrane
Molecular function (GO): mechanosensitive monoatomic ion channel activity
Source: RefSeq, a predicted model, not a curated record
AUGCAUUCUUGGAUAAUUAAUAAUCGGAAGGGCCCCAACUACCAAAAUUUUUACUCUGCUACCAAAGAAAAAGAAUCAGUGACUUCCUCUGCCAGUUUGCAAGCAAUGUCAGUCAUUUUAUACAGUUACUGUACAGUGAGCAUUGAGGUGGAUAACGAUGAAAGUGAUGAUGAGGAACAGGAUGAAGAAACAGAUGAUUCCAGCUCAAAGGUGGAACCACAAUGCACAAAGAAGUCAGCAGGAAGGAACAGAAAUGGAAAGAGAAAAAUUGAACAAGAAUCAGAGGAGCAAUCUGAUGACUCAGAGGAGGAAGAAGAAGAGCAAAGUAGAAAGAAAAAUGUGCAAAAUAGAAACAAAUUAACUAAUAGGAACAACUCAAAUGAAGCAGAGGAACAAGCAACUAAAAGUACGAAGAACAAGAGAAAUGCAAAAUUUAAGAAAAAGGAUUCUCAUAAUGAUGAUCAUGAUGAUGAGUCACUGGGCAAGAAAAAGAGAGGAAAAAGUGACAAAAAGCAAAUGGACAGUGAGAGUGAAGAGGAGGACACCAAGAAAAGGGGCAAGAGAAAAGAUAAGAAUGGCAAAAAAGCUGUAAAUAAAGGCAAAAUCAAUAAAAAUAAAUAUAGUUCAAGCUCAGAAGAAGAAUCUGAGGAAGAAGAAGAAGUUAUUACGGAAGAAGAUAUGGCCAAGUUGAAGGAUCAAGUUGAAGAAAAAAAGAAAUUAAUUGCAACUUUACGAAACAAACCCUCACCUAUGAAACAGAAAUUACAAUUACUAAAAGAAGCUCAGGAAUUUGUGGAGAAAUUUGAAGGAGCACUUGGGAAAGGAAAAGGCAAAAAGUUUUAUGCCUACAAAGUGAUGAUGACCAAAAAAUGGAUGAAAUUUCAGCGUGACUUUGAGAACUUCAAAACUGCUUGUAUUCCAUGGGAAAUGAAAAUAAAAGAGAUUGAAAGUCACUUUGGUUCAUCAGUUGCUUCAUAUUUCAUCUUCUUGAGAUGGAUGUAUGGAAUCAAUAUGGUUCUGUUUGGAUUGACCUUUGGUUUGGUAAUGAUCCCUGAGGCUCUGAUGGGAAAGCCAUAUGGCAGCAUGCCAAGAAAAACAGUUCCAAUGAGUGAGCAAGACUCAGCCAUGAAUUUUGCAACAUUGUGGGAUUUUGGGGGCUAUGCACAAUAUUCUGUCCUUUUCUAUGGUUACUAUAAUAAUCAGCGGACAAUUGGAUGGCUGAAAUUCAGGCUACCUUUGGGCUACUUCCUGGUGGGAGUCGGUACAAUUGGAUACAGCUUCAUGGUAGUGAUUAGGACAAUGGCAAGCAAUGCAAAUGAAGAAGGUGGCGGAGAUGACACAAGUUUUAAUUUCAGUUGGAAGAUGUUCACAAGCUGGGACUACUUGAUUGGCAAUGCAGAAACUGCAGACAAUAAAUUUGCCUCAAUCACUACCAGUUUUAAGGAAUCUAUACUUGAAGAACAAGAGAACCGGAAGGAAGGAAAUAUCCAUUUAACCAGAUUCUUACGUGUUCUUGCCAACUUCUUGGUACUCCUCACUCUUGCUGGAAGUGGCUAUCUUAUUUUCUUCGUUGUCAGAAGAUCUCAAAAAUUUGCACAGGAGGGACUGGAUGACUAUGGAUGGUGGGAAAGAAAUGAAGUAAAUAUGGUCAUGUCAUUGCUGGGCAUGUUUUGUCCUAUGUUAUUCGACAUCAUUAGUCCUUUAGAGAACUACCAUCCACGAAUUGCACUCCAGUGGCAAUUGGGCCGCAUUUUUGCUUUGUUUCUUGGUAACCUCUACACAUUUAUUAUCGCAUUAUUGGAUGAAAUUAACCUUAAGCUCGAAGAGGAAAAGAUUAUUAAAUACAAUAUUACCAUCUGGGAGAAGAAUCUUUAUAAUGGAACUUGGUUGGAGAACUCAACUUCGCGCCCUCCAUUAGAUAUUGAUCCUGCAAUUGUACCCAGAGGGCCUUGCUGGGAGACCAUGGUGGGGCAGGAGUUUGUACGGCUCACUGUUUCUGAUACAUUGACAACAGUCAUAACUAUACUGAUUGGAGAUUUCCUUCGUGCCGUUUUUGUCAGAUUUGUCAAUUACUGCUGGUGUUGGGACCUUGAAUAUGGAUUUCCAUCCUAUGCAGAAUUUGAUAUCAGUGGGAAUGUUCUGGGUCUGAUCUUCAAUCAAGGAAUGAUAUGGAUGGGUGCCUUUUACGCUCCAUGCCUUCCAGCUAUCAAUGUUCUACGUCUCCUGGCUUCCAUGUAUCUACAGUGCUGGGCCGUCAUGUGCACCAAUGUUCCACAUGAACGUGUGUUCAAGGCUUCAAGAUCAAAUAACUUCUACAUGGCCAUGCUGCUGAUUAUCUUGUUCCUGUCAACAUUGCCUGCAGUUUAUACCAUUGUUUCAAUACCACCAUCCUUUGAUUGUGGGCCAUUUAGUGGGAAAGAGAGAAUGUUUGAUGUUAUUCAAGAAACACUGGACAAUGACUUUCCAGCAUGGUUUGGGAAAGUUUUCACUGCUGCAACAAAUCCUGGUUUGAUUCUGUCUUUCAUUUUACUUAUGGGUUUGGCUAUCUAUUACCUUCAGGCAACCUCUGAAUCAUAUAAGGCUGCAAACUUGGAAUUAAAGAAGAAACUACAAAAUCAAAGUGAUGAAAAUAAAAAGAGAAACAAAAAGAAUGCCAAAGCUGCAGCGAAUCAGAUGGAAGAACUACAGAAUUCCAUGCAGAAAGUCAACGAAAGAGCAACAGGUGGUGAUGUGGAUAAAAAAGCAAAUGGAGUUAAUUCUUCUAAUCAGCCUUCUGCUCAGGGUGCCUAUCCACCCAAUGGAAGAGGAAUGAGACUCGCUCCUCCACCACGUGUAGCUGUGACUCGACCACCAAGGCCAAGAGGACCUGGCCAGUUGCCAGGACAACCUCAUUACCCAGGACCACAGCAGUACCAUGGAGCUCACCCAAGGAUGCCCAGAGGUGGUGCUGUUUAUAGAUAA